CGACUCCGCAGUACUUCAGAAGUUCAUUCAGUCCGACGUCAUGGCUCCUGCUCACAAGGGAAAGAAGGUCAGCAAGAAGCAGCUGCUCAAGUUCACGAUCGACUGCACCAUCCCCGUGGACGACCACGUCCUUGACCCUGCUUCGUUCGAAAAGUUCCUGCACGACCGCAUCAAGGUCGGCGGCAAGACUGGCGUGCUCGGCGACGCCGUCAAGAUCACCCGUGAGAAGACCAAGCUCCAGGUGGUUGCCGUGCCCCCGUUCAGCAAGCGUUACCUCAAGUACCUGACCAAGAAGUACCUGAAGAAGCAGCAGCUGCGUGACUACCUGCACGUCAUUGCCUCGGACAAGAACACGUACGAGCUCCGUUACUUUAACAUCCACGAUGCUGGUAACGACGCCGACGAGGACGACGAGUAAAUCAGUCAAUAGUGUUUUUGCUGUGUAGCUCAACAGAAUUGACCGAUUAAUGCAGAUUUGCUUCGGCACGGAGAAUCCCUAUGAUGAA
Phytophthora infestans T30-4 is the source of this 506-nucleotide messenger RNA. Its product is annotated as 60S ribosomal protein L22, putative. Gene Ontology annotation, cellular component: ribosome. The coding region runs from base 41 to 418 and encodes 125 amino acids. The record is from RefSeq and is a predicted model, not a curated record. Gene Ontology annotation, biological process: cytoplasmic translation. Lineage: Eukaryota; Oomycota; Peronosporomycetes; Peronosporales; Peronosporaceae. The transcript has 2 exons. Gene Ontology annotation, molecular function: RNA binding; structural constituent of ribosome.